This is a messenger RNA of Spirometra erinaceieuropaei, 381 nucleotides long. Lineage: Eukaryota; Metazoa; Platyhelminthes; Cestoda; Diphyllobothriidea; Diphyllobothriidae. The record is from the annotation of a GenBank genome assembly.
AUGUUCGACAGCCUCGACAGCUUUGGCGUUAUCGUCAUUCUCCUAAGUGCGUUCUCGGUGUGUCUUCGAUCAAAUUUCUCGGCCCUCAUGUCGACUCUGAAGGGUUGCGUCUCCCUGUCCUCCAAGGCUGAAGCAAUCUGUGAUUUGCCUCCACCGAUUUCUAAGCGUCAGUUGCAGCGAUUCCUCGGCAUUGUCAAUUUUUACCGCCGGCUCCUAUUAAACUGUGCUGACCUCAUACUGCUGCUCACCACCACGCAUUCUGGUCCCAAAGGCCGUCUCGGACUGACUGAUGAGGCACUGAUGGCUUUAGAUAAAAUCAAGAAUUUGCUUUCUGACGCCACCUUGCUCGCGCAUCCCGCUCCCGAAGCGCAGCUGUCCUGA